CAUCCGCUGAAGCUUAUGCACGGCGAGUGUUCCGGCGCAAAACGGCUGCUGUGCAUCACCUCAGAAAGCGCCAGGAGUUGUGCGCAGAAACUGCGACGCGAGGAGAGACGAAUCAAAACAUCUGAGAGGAAAGAAGAUCAGCCGAAAAUGGCGAGCCAGUCCCAGGGUAUUCAGCAACUCCUGCAAGCGGAGAAACGUGCCGCCGAGAAAGUGUCGGAUGCGAGAAAGAGGAAGACUCGGCGCUUGCGGCAGGCCAAGGAGGAGGCCCAGGGGGAGAUCGAGCAGUACAGGAGCGAGAGAGAGAGAGAGUUCGCCCAGAAACAGCACACGGUGUUGGGGUCUCAGGGCGAUCUCUCCUCUGAUGUGGAGCAGCAGACGCAGCAGAAGAUCCAGUCCAUGACCAAGAGCUACCGCUCCAACCGGGAGAGAGUACUGCGCCACCUGCUGGCUGUCACAUGCCAGAUCAACCCCCAGAUCCACAGCAACUACCACUGCAGGGCUUAGGCCCAAAGAGAGCCUGAGAGCGCUGCUACGGGAGGAGAAAGAGAGGAGAGGAAAAGAGAGGAGAGAGGGAGAGGGGGAGAAGAAGAGAGGGAAGAGACAGAGAGGGGAGAGAGGGAGAGAGGGAGAAGAGAAGAGGAGAGGAGGAGAGAGAGGGGGAGAGGGAGAGAGAAGAGGAGAAGGAAAGAGACAGAGGAGAGAGAGGGAGAGGAAUGCAAAGGUAAGCUGAAUAUUUACCCUCCAGCUUAAUGACGCUCCUGGUUGGGGAAGCUGAGGGUCAGAGUCGCUGUGUGACAGGGAUGCUUCACAGGGAAACACCUGGGCCAGACCCAGGGCUUAAGGUGCAAUGCCUGGCAAAGAUGUUCAGAGAGUAAGUAAGCCCAAACCAAGCAUGCCGCUCAAUACGCUUGCAUCAGUUACCCUUGCGCUGACCUGCACUCGCCAAGCGACACGGUUAUCUGUGUCAUCGGUGACUCAAAAGUGUCACACGGAGCUCCUCGGCCAAUCAGAUUGGCUGAAGAACUCCACACGACUGCCACAUUUGAGCCAAACUGGCCAGUAUCACCCACACUGGAAACUGGGAGUGUUGCCAUAGUAACGUGCUGUUGAAUUGAUCGAAACUGUGCUGUGAGCUUUUUAUUAUUAUUUUUAUUUUAUUUUUUAUUUUUUGCUGCACAGUUAAUUCUGCACGUGAACAAUAUCUGUUUACAGUAUAUGCAUUUAAUCUAAGGUAGUCCAGACAACAUACACUAGGUCACUGCAAGAUAUGUGUUGAUAUUGGCUGGUUCCUCCGUUUUGUGAUAGUAUAAUUCCACAAAUAAUUAUAUUUUCUAUGUAAAGCUUUGAUUGUAUAAAUUAUUUAGCUUAUGUGCUUGUGAAAAUAAAUAUGUAUGCAUCUAA
This is a messenger RNA of Anguilla anguilla (European eel), 1401 nucleotides long. Its product is annotated as V-type proton ATPase subunit G 2-like. The transcript has 4 exons. Gene Ontology annotation, biological process: proton transmembrane transport. Gene Ontology annotation, cellular component: vacuolar proton-transporting V-type ATPase complex. The coding region runs from base 16 to 504 and encodes 162 amino acids. The record is from RefSeq and is a predicted model, not a curated record. NCBI's taxonomy places the organism in Eukaryota, Metazoa, Chordata, Actinopteri, Anguilliformes, Anguillidae. Gene Ontology annotation, molecular function: proton-transporting ATPase activity, rotational mechanism.